UCCUAUUGCAAUUAAGGAUAACUUUAGUACUCAAGGCAUUGAAACAACAUGUGCAUCAAGAAUGUUAAAAGAUCUGGGAGCACUGAUAGUAUAUUUGGGCCUGUGAAAAACCCAUGGAGCUAUGCAAAGCAUUACAGGGAAAAAAGAAGAUCAAGUCAUUGUGUUAUAAAUGAGGAUUCUGAUUGGGUAAUAACAGGCGGAAGUUCUGGGGGCAGUGCUGCUGCAGUAUCGUCAGGAACCUGCUAUGUGGCAAUAGGAUCUGAUACAGGAGGUUCUACUCGAAACCCAGCUUCUCACUGUGGAAUUGUGGGCUUGAAGCCUACUUAUGGUCUAGUUUCUCGCCAUGGCUUGAUACCGCUGGUGAACUCUAUGGAUGUGCCAGGUAUCCUAACCAGAUGUGUGGAUGAUGCUGCAACUGUAUUAGGUGUUCUUGGUGGUCAUGAUCCAGAUGAUUCCACUACAGUCCAGGAUCCUUUUGCGCCAUUCCAGCUACCUGAUAUUACAGACAUGAGCAAGCUGUGUAUAGGGAUACCAAAGGAAUACCAUGCCUCCUGGACUAUCUACAGAAACUCUGUUACUUUGGUCAAAGACAGCAGACUUGUUUGAAAAUGCUGGAGCGAAGGUUGUUGAGGUUUCACUGCCACAUACACCCUACUCUAUUGUGUGCUAUCAUGUUCUGUGCACAGCAGAAGUAGCA
Molecule: messenger RNA, 697 nt
Organism: Bombina bombina (fire-bellied toad)
Lineage: Eukaryota; Metazoa; Chordata; Amphibia; Anura; Bombinatoridae
Product: glutamyl-tRNA(Gln) amidotransferase subunit A, mitochondrial-like
Exons: 1
Coding region: 49-606 (185 amino acids)
Biological process (GO): glutaminyl-tRNAGln biosynthesis via transamidation; mitochondrial translation
Cellular component (GO): glutamyl-tRNA(Gln) amidotransferase complex; mitochondrion
Molecular function (GO): glutaminyl-tRNA synthase (glutamine-hydrolyzing) activity
Source: RefSeq, a predicted model, not a curated record